Molecule: messenger RNA, 1614 nt
Organism: Charadrius vociferus (killdeer)
Lineage: Eukaryota; Metazoa; Chordata; Aves; Charadriiformes; Charadriidae
Gene: TENT2
Product: PAP associated domain containing 4
Exons: 15
Coding region: 1-1614 (537 amino acids)
Cellular component (GO): cytosol
Molecular function (GO): poly(A) RNA polymerase activity
Source: RefSeq, a predicted model, not a curated record
AUGUUCCCAAAUCCCUCCAACUUGGGUCGUCCACCCUUCCCUCCAAAACAUCAACAACAGAGUAAUCUCAUCAAUAAGCUUCCUCUAAAUAUACCGCCUACUCUUUCUCAGCAACAAAUUGUUGAUGCUCGGUUUAAUUUUCAGAAUGCUGCGGCUCUUUUGAGUGGGAACCUUGCAACUAUUCCAGCUGUUACACUGCAGCCAAUGACUUAUGGAAAUGGCAGUACAGUACAUAUGUUUGAUGCCCCCACGUCAUUCCGAGGAAGAAAGAGACUGCGUGAACAAAGUGUUUCACAUGAUGUCAAACGGCAGCGGUUUCAUUCACAUUGUCCUGAAACAGCUGUAGUUAACCAAGCAGUGCCUUUACCAGAAGGACGUAGAUACUCCUUCCCAGGAUCAGUUCAAUCUCCAUUGCUCCGUGCACAUUACAUACCAGAUUUAACUGGAUGUGUCCCUCCAUUGCGAGAUACUUUGUUUCCAGACCCUAUAGAAACUACGCUCCCUGUGGCCAAAGAUAAGUUAAGUCAGCAGGUUUUGGAUUUGUUUCAAGCAUGUCAGCAACAGACCUGUGAUUUGAACAGAAAAGAGCUCUGCAGAACAGAACUCCAGAGAGAGAUUCAGCGAAUAUUUCCACAGAGCCGACUCUAUUUGGUUGGGUCCUCACUGAAUGGGUUUGGCACUCGUAGCAGUGAUGGUGACUUGUGCCUGGUGGUUAAAGAAGAACCAGUAAAUCAGAAGACUGAAGCAAGGCAUAUACUCAGCUUAGUCCAAAAACUCUUCAGUACUAAACUUUCAAGCUACAUUGAGCGACCUCAGCUGAUUCGAGCAAAAGUGCCAAUAGUGAAGUUCAGGGAUAAAGUCAGCUGUGUGGAGUUUGACUUGAAUGUAAACAAUGUUGUAGGAAUAAGAAAUACAUUCCUUCUGAGAACCUAUGCAUACAUUGAGAAUCGAGUUCGUCCAUUAGUACUUGUUGUUAAGAAGUGGGCGAAUUUUCACGAAAUAAAUGAUGCCAGUCGUGGUACUUUAAGCAGCUAUAGUCUUGUAUUGAUGGUUUUGCACUAUUUACAGACCCUACCUGAACCCAUCCUUCCAUCCCUCCAAAAAAAUUACCCAGAAUCUUUUGAUCCUACUAUGCAGUUGCAUCUUGUUCAUCAAGCUCCAUGUACCAUUCCUCCUUACUCCUCAAAAAAUGGAUCAAGCCUUGGAGAUUUGCUAAUAGGCUUCUUCAAAUAUUAUGCCACAGAAUUUGAUUGGAGCCAUCAAAUGAUUUCAGUUCGUGAGGCCAAAGCUAUUCCAAGACCUGAUGGUACUGAAUGGAGAAACAAAUUUAUUUGUGUAGAAGAGCCGUUUGAUGGGACAAACACUGCUAGAGCUGUACAUGAAAAACAGAAGUUUGAUAUUAUCAGAGGUGAAUUUCUGAAGUCUUGGCAGGUGUUACGGGACAAGAAAGACCUGAACUGUAUAUUACCUCUAAGAGCAACCAUGAUGAUGUCUGGAUUCAAAGAUGCCUUACAAGCCCGAGAUGGAUUCUGCGGAGAGAGGAGGGCUUCUCUUUUUCUAAAAAGAGUGCUGGCUAUCUGUCUGGAGUAUGUAAAACUUCCCAACCUAGGGUAA